Aaosphaeria arxii CBS 175.79 is the source of this 1451-nucleotide messenger RNA. RefSeq lists its product as uncharacterized. The record is from RefSeq and is a predicted model, not a curated record. Bases 375 to 1451 code for a protein of 358 amino acids. The transcript is spliced from 2 exons. Lineage: Eukaryota; Fungi; Ascomycota; Dothideomycetes; Pleosporales.
UAAACCGGGGCGGUGUGGAGUCUUUGCAGCACCCAAGAACAAAUCACCAAGUAUCUUUGAAGCUAUCAACCAAGAUGCCGUUCAGAUGCAUUCUGCCAACGCCACCUUUUUGCUCGGUUACGAUGAUUACGAAGACAGAAAUUGCAGCCGUAACCAUCUACCCAUGACUUGGGUUCACCAGCCUCGGGUAGAGAUUUUACUGUCAUUGAGGACAAAACAUUCUUAAAGAUUAAUCACCACCUUCAAGUCUGUUUUCAGACGCUCUACAACCCAGAUUGUACACCCACAAAGGCUACAAUACGAGUGACGCAAGCAGUAGCGCAAGCUCUGUCCAUCAGGUUCAACCUCUAGGAAUCUGUAUACCUCUGUUCAUCAUGCUGUUUUCCGAUGUUAGGUGGGGUACUCAAAUCGCCACAAUCAUCCUCAUAUGCUUCCAGUGUGUAGCGAUAUGGUCAACGGUUCCGCUUACAAUUCGUAUGUUCGCUACUAUCCGCGAUAAACGAAGCCUCUACUUCCGCGCCACGCUGGCCUCGUCAUGGGGGCUCUCUCUGCGCUCACAGGCCUACCUUAUGGGAUACUACAAUCGCUCGAUCCCAUGGUGGAUCUACGGCACGCUUUCACAAAUUGGCUGGAUACUUAUGGUCUCCGGAUUUGCGCUCGUGCUGUGGAGCCGUCUUGGUCUUUUAUUCGCCAACGAACGGGUGAAGAAGUAUCUGCUCUAUCUUAUCAUAUUCAAUGGCAUCGUAUGGCACACGAUCCUGACUGUGUUCGCGAUGAUUAUGUGGGACCAGCGUGGUCCGAUUUUCGCUGCACGGCCGACUGCCCUUUACAAGAGAGUUCGGGAUGUUAACGAGAUAUUCGAGUAUGUCCAGAUCUGCUUCUUCAACAGUCAGGAAAUUCUCAUCUCCUCAAUCUACAUCUACGCCGCCUACGUUUACUUGCGCGAUUUCUCUCAUCUCGGCUCACCUAGCACUCGCGCCAAGGUCCGCAAGGCCAUCGUUCUGCUUCUGAUUAUUCAGGCGAUCGUGGUAUUCAUCGAUGCGGCAGUCAUCACAAUUGACCUACUCGGCUUAUCGCAAUUGAAGGGGAUGAUCAACUCCUUCAUCUAUUGCGUGAAACUGGAACUCGAGUUCUUGGUUUUGAAUCAGCUAAUUGAGAUUUCGAGGAUGGGUGUACCAGGGUUGCCAUCAAGUUCGCCGCGAAACGGGGGAUUGGAUCUCGAGGUACCUGACAUUGCUGAAGCACCUAUUGCACCCACUGGUCCAUCUGAAAGGACCAGAGGCCGUGGCGAGGGAGAAAACGAGAGGGACGACGCGCAUGCAAGGUUUGGCAAUGGAUUGAAGGAACAGGGAGUUUCAAUCGCGCAGCCAAUCUCGCCGUCCAGCAGUGAAUCUGAUUCGUCGGGGAGAAAAACAGCAUCCUACUCCAUCGUCAGAAGCGAAGGUAGCUGA